Molecule: messenger RNA, 2039 nt
Organism: Aaosphaeria arxii CBS 175.79
Lineage: Eukaryota; Fungi; Ascomycota; Dothideomycetes; Pleosporales
Exons: 2
Coding region: 356-1642 (428 amino acids)
Source: RefSeq, a predicted model, not a curated record
UUUCCAUUCUCUUUCAUCUGACUUCAGACCAUUAUCGACUGAUAAUUAUUCACGGCCCCUGCCGACCUCGGUGUUUGCAUUGAUUUUAUCGCAAGCUUACCAUCUCAAGUUGUCAGAUCCACCAUCGUAAUCCUAUAGUCGUGGGUUACCGGUUCAUUUGCCGUUCAUCCAACUCCACUCCCCUCCUCGUUCACAACCCUUCGGCGACACUUUUACGUAGAGAGUCCUACUUUGGCGUUCAGUCUUGUGUUUUUGGCACUUAGAAAAGGAAUUUGUGAUCGCAUUUAGUCGGCACAUUUUUGCAACAUUCACCACACGCUCAUAGACGGCAAUUAUCGACCGUGAUAGAGCGAUCAUGGCGGAGUGUAGCUCUUCCUUUCAACAAGAUUCCUCGGAAUUCCGCGCCCAUCUUCAUGACCUGAGCACUCCACGCUUCACAACUGCAGCAGAACAAAACGUGUAUGAGUACGCCGACUUUUUCAGAGACAACCACGCCCCACCAUGGCUCUUCGACCUUACGCAAGCUUGGGCGAAGCUUUAUGAGGAACCCUUCAAGGGGGUCACUAGCGAUGGAACCGUCAAAGAAGGCGUCUUCGAACCCCAGGAUGAGGGUGUCGACAUAGAUAGCAUCGUCCACGAGGCCAAUCUGCUACUUUCGCAACUAAGCGCAGAUGAGAAGACAAAACUUUCCUACAAAGUGAAUGCGAAGGAAUGGCGUGCAUGGUCCAACCCAGAGAUGCUCCUCCGUCCGUUUGGCCUGCGACUAGAAGAAGUAACCGAAGAAAAUGCCCAGGCGAUUCUUUCCGUUAUCAAGGCAUCUCUGUCUCCCGAGGGCUAUGAAAAAGCGCUCGCCGCCAUGCGCAUCAAUCAUUUCCUCGGAGAACUCGUCAGGCUGCCCCAAAUUAUGAACAAAUACUCGUACAAUUUCCUCCUAUUUGGAUCACCAUCGACUUCUCCAACGCAACCCUGGGGUUGGCUGCUAUACGGGCACCAUUUGUGCCUAUCCGUCUUUUUCAAAGGUCCACAAAUCAUCAUCUCGCCUACUUUCACGGGUGCCGAACCAAACAUCAUCGAUGAAGGCGAAUGGUCUGGAACCAAGAUCCUCCACAAGGAAGGAAACCUCGGCCUCCAACUCAUGCAAAGCCUCUCCCUGGAUCAACAGAAGCAAGCGCAGAUCUUCAAAAAUCUACGUGACGAUGGUAUGCAACAGACCGGCGAUCUGAUCACCGAUCGUUGGAACAAAGACGACCAGCGCCAUCUCUGUGGUGCCUUCCGAGACAACCGCAUAGUGCCAUACGAAGGCAUCAAGGUUUCCACCCUAAACGAAGAGCAACAAUCUCUCAUACUUUCCAUCGCCGAGCAGUUUGUCCUUUAUCUGCCCUCCCCUUCGAGGGCGCUGCGGCUCGAGCAGGUCCAAUCUCAUUUUGAGGAGACGUACUUCAGCUGGAUCGGCGGAUUUGGCGAUGACGAUGCAUACUACUUCCGGAUCCAGAGCCCGGUGAUCAUUUGUGAAUUUGAUCAUCAUUCGGGAGUGUUUCUAGCAAAUACCGAACCUAAGAAGUUCCAUACACAUACGAUUGUAAGGACGCCAAAUGCGGGUGAUUAUGGCCAGGCAUUGCGGGAAGGAGAGAGUAGACUUUGAGUUGGACCUCUUUUGACCUUUUAUUUUCUGGCUUAGGUAGCAUCGAACGGGAAGCAAUUUCCAACAUGGCCUGGAAAGGAGGAAUAUAUCAAGAUCUGCUGCGUUUCACCUCAUGAUCUACCUUGCUCCAUGAGGCCUUCAACGCCUGGCUAUUAGCACGUGACAUAACAAAGAAGAAAUCUCAAGCUGAUCUUAUAGCUCAUUAUUGGGAAAGGUUUGAUUGGAAAAUACAUGCUACAAAUAAUUAUUAUCAUCCUACUUAUACUAGCGUAAGAUAGGCAUUGCACAUUGUCUUGAUUCAACCUUCUCCCAGGAUGCUGAGUCAUUGGCGUGCUCGAGAUUAAUACCUAGGAAGUCAAAAUCUUCCCACGCCCAAUCCGUCUUUGCGCGAUCAGAC